UAACAAACACGUUGGACUUGAUAAACAAGCAAUUAUCAAUCAACUUUUUAUUAUUUUGUGAACGGUGGCUACAAUAAUUACUUUUAAAAGCAGUAAAACUUUGAUGUAGAUAUUAUUUGUGAAUUUAUUUUUGAUAUGCUCUAGGAGUUUCUAAGUUGUUGUAUGCUAAAGUCAAGUACAAAAUACAAAAAGGUUACAUAAAAAAGAAAAAUGGACUUGCUUGUGAUUCUCACUGCGGCGGUUUUAGGAUAUCUUCGGGUUUCUUCAUGUUUAACUAACAAUGAGCCUGGACUGUGCUAUAACAAGUUUGAGUAUGAAUACAACGUUUUGCAGAAACUGGUUGAGUUCGAAGAAAAGAUUAAACAACAAGACCUGACAAACGCUGAACUAAAACAAGCACUUAUAGAUACUAAAGAAACAAUAAAAAAUUUGGAGAGUAAAUUGGUAAGAACUGAGAGGUCUUUCGACGGUUCUACAUACACCCGAUGGGGAAGGACAGUUUGUCCUACAGGUGCCACCCUGGUCUAUGAUGGUUUUGCCGCUGGAGGUCAUUACACUCACGCGGGAUCAGGUUCUAAUUACAUAUGCUUACCUAAAGAUCCAGUAUGGGGCAAUUAUAGUGAUGGUUUUCAAACGGCUGAUAGAAUUUAUGGUAUAGAAUAUCACACAUCCGAUUACAGCUAUUGGAAAAAUUUCCACGGCCAGGAUGCUCCGUGUGCAGUUUGCAGGAUUCCUCGGAAUAAUGUUCUGAUGGUUCCAGGAAGAAAUACAUGUGAUAAGGAUUACAAGUUAGAAUACAGUGGGUAUCUAAUGGGCGGCCACUAUAGUCAUGCUGGUGCAUCAGAAUAUGUUUGCGUAGACGAUCACCCCGAAUCAUUGGAAGGUGGACACGAAGUCAAAUCUGAACAGUUUUUUUUCUUCGUCCAAGCUACAUGUGGUGUACUACAAUGUCCACCAUAUGAAAGCACUAGAGAGCUGACUUGUGCAGUGUGUUCUUUUUCCCCACGUCAGGCUAACUAAAUGUAAUACAUGUUGAAGCCGUUGUUUAAAAUGUUAAAUUGUUUAAAAUGCUAAGUUCCUUCAUGAUAUGCAUAUUUGUUUCUGCUUGUUAGCAAAAUGUUUUAUAUAAAUUAGAAAUUAAUAUGUAUGAAGAAAAUGUAAGUAAGGAUGCUGAUUCGAACAGAACAGAACAGAACAGAACAUAAAAAACGUGAAUAUCAUUUACAGACGAGUGUCGUUUAAAUAAUGUUACACAAUAUCAUACAUACUCAAUAUAAGCUCUAUUGCUCUUAUGUUAACCAAUCAUCAGUCUUGUUAUGUAGAACAAACAUAUUAUUGUGAUAAAUUACUUUUUUACAAAUACGUUACAUAUUACUGAUGCAGCAUAUAAAAUUCCUCUAUUUGACAUUAUACUUUAAAAGAAUUUGGUAAGCAGUGACCAAGAAACUUGUAACGAUGGUUAACGUACUGUAAUAUAGUUAAUCAUACUUUCUCUGUUGUAAUAGUGAUAAAUAUUAAGGAAAUAUAAUGAAUGCUUUCA
Mercenaria mercenaria is the source of this 1540-nucleotide messenger RNA. Its product is annotated as short-chain collagen C4-like. Lineage: Eukaryota; Metazoa; Mollusca; Bivalvia; Venerida; Veneridae. The transcript has 2 exons. Bases 211 to 1020 code for a protein of 269 amino acids. The record is from RefSeq and is a predicted model, not a curated record.